UCCUCUUCCCAGAGCAAAACCCUAGCCUAGCCUAGCCCCAAACCCACACUACCCCGCUCGCUCGCUCGCCCGGUCGCCGCCGCCGCCAUCGUGGGAGACGAUGGCGAAGCCACGCCGCGGCCGCUCCGGCUCGCGGUCGUCCUCCGGCUCCUCCUCCCGCUCCGCGUCCUCCGGCUCCGGCUCGUCCCGCUCGCGCUCGCGCUCCCGCUCCUUGUCGUCGUCGUCCUCCGCCUCCCGGAGCCGCUCCCCUCCCGCUGCCAAGCGCAGUUCACCUGGAGCACGGAAAGGUCGAUCUCCUUCACCCCCUCCUAAAAAGGGUUCACCAUCAAGGAAAGGACGCUCAGCAUCGCCCCCACCUAAAAAAGCUUCACCUCCUAGGAAAGCAUCUCCUGCUCCUGAGUCGGUUGUUCUACAUGUUGAUCAUCUAUCCAGGAAUGUUAAUGAGGCUCAUUUGAAAGAAAUAUUUGGGAGUUUUGGUGAAGUGGUGAAUGUGGAGCUAUCAAUGGACCGAAUUGUUAACCUUCCUCGUGGAUACGGAUACAUUGAGUUCAAGAAGAGGGCUGAUGCUGAGAAGGCUCUUCUUUACAUGGAUGGUGGUCAAAUUGAUGGAAAUGUUGUCAAGCUGAGAUUCACACUGACACCACGCCAAAAGGCUUCUUCACCUAUUAAGCCACCUCCCCCUCCUCCAAAAAGAGAUGUUCCUCAGAAUGAUAAAGGUGCUGCUAGUGCUGAAAAGGAUGCUCAGCCGCGACCUAGGGAAUCAUCUCCACGAAGGAAGCCACCUUCACCUCCUCGAAAACGGUCUCCUCCAAAUCGAAGGGUUGAAUCACCCAGGCGUCCAUCAGAUCCAUCUCCAAGGCGUCGUGCUGAUUCUCCAAUUCGUCGCCGACCAGAUCCUUCCCCUGUUAGGCGUGGUGAUAGAAGGCCGGGAUCUCCAAUUAGAAGACGUUCUCCUUCACCACCUAGAAGGCAUAGGUCACCAAUGAGGAGGGGCCGUGGCAGUCCAUCACCGCGCAGACGUUCUCCUGGGCCUCUUAGACGCUCCCCUGGGCCUCCUAGACGUCGAUCACCACCCCCAAGGAGGUUGAGGAGCCCUCCAAGAAGGCCACCACCACCACCUCCGCGUCGUCAUAGUCGUUCCCCUCCUCCUCGCCGCCCUCUUCACUCUCGCUCAAGAUCAAUUUCUCCUCGUAGGGGCCGAGGACCUCCAUUGAGGCGUGGAAGGUCAGAUUCAUCCUAUUCCGGGUCACCUAGUCCUCCAAGAAAGGGACCAAGAAGGGUAUCGCGGAGUCGCAGCCCUAGAAGGCCUCCUAGAGGAAGGAGCAUCUCCAGCAACAGCGGGAGCAGCAGCUCUUCCCCUAGACGCAGGUAGAACCCCUGACAUGUGUGUUCCUGGCAGGUAAAACCUUUUCUCUCUUGACUAUCACUAUCGUUUGCCUCUGCCUGUAACUUGUGUGAGCUCAACUGGUUGAUUUGAGGGGACACACCAAGAGCUUCCAAUAGAUCUGCUUCAACAUUCCUGGUGGAAUUUCUGCAAUUUGUGCUCAAAGGAUGAUACUCGUGCGAUAACUUAUGUAUUGAUACCUGUACCGAAGUACACCUCAAAUUGAGAAUUUGUUUCUUCUAUGCUAUGGAUCUGGAAAUUCUGUUGUUACAUUUGAAACGAGCUGCUUGCCUCCAUUUCUCUUACUAGUUGAUCUGCUCAUGUUAGAAUUUGUUUUCUGAACGCCAUGAAUAUGAAUAUUCUGUUGUUAAAUUUGAGAUGAGAUACCUGCCUUCUGCUCA
Messenger RNA from Brachypodium distachyon (stiff brome), 1785 nucleotides. Its product is annotated as serine/arginine-rich splicing factor SR45. Lineage: Eukaryota; Viridiplantae; Streptophyta; Magnoliopsida; Poales; Poaceae. Bases 101 to 1372 code for a protein of 423 amino acids. Gene Ontology annotation, cellular component: cytoplasm; nucleoplasm; ASAP complex. The record is from RefSeq and is a predicted model, not a curated record. Gene Ontology annotation, biological process: mRNA splicing, via spliceosome. Gene Ontology annotation, molecular function: RNA binding. The transcript has 12 exons.